AGUAAUGGCUCCCUCCUUCCUCUGUCCGCUCAGACUACAGAUCUCCUGAACACAGCCGUGCUGACGGGCAGAAUGGUCUCAGUUCCAGUGAAAACUCUGGCUGUAGACGUGGAUGGUUCUGUCAGUGAUGUGACAAACUACACCAGCUGUAAGUCUACAGAAGAGGAUGUGAUCAAGGUGUCAGAGCAGUGCGACUUCAUUUACGUGAAUGGCAAGGAGGCGAGAGGAAGCAGCAGGGUGAUAGUCAACUUUACUCACGCUUUUCUGAGUGCGCAGCUGGAAAUGAGUGUAUGGAUGCCCCGCCUGCCCUUGCUUAUUGACGUGGCCGACCCUGAGCUUAGCCAGAUCAAAGGCUGGAGGGUUCCUGUUACCACUGGCAACCGGAGGUCUACAUGGGACAGUGAGGAGGAUGAGGAGAUGAGGAAGGGUAGAGGUUGCAUGCUGCAGUAUCAGCACUCCACGUUGAGGGUGCUCACUCCCUUCAUAGUUCAGCCUGACCCUGAGGUGCUGCUGGACGCACUUAACGGGAUGGAUGCCGUUGAGUAUUUCCUGGGUUCGGACUGGCAGGUGGACGUGACUAAUCUUGUUCGGGAUUCUCUAAAAGCAGCAGAUCCUGAUGUGGCCAGAGUGCUCGAUGGGGUGGUCCUGCAAGGACGAGGGGUGGGUACUACUGUGGUUCAGGUGGUGUCUCCCCUGACGUCGUCAGUCUUAGCGGAGAGAAGCAUCCGGGUCCUGGAUGAGAAAGUGAGCGUGACAGAACUCGGGGUGCAGUUGGUUUCCGGCCUGUCUCUGUCCCUUCAGCUCAGCCCCGGGAGCAACAGGGCUGUGAUUGCCACGGCGGCCACGCGCGAGACAAUCACACAGAUCAAGCAAGAAGCUCUGAUCAGCUGCUGGGUGCAGUUCAGUGAUGGGGCAGUUACUCCGUUGGAGCUGUUUGACCGAAGCGUCUACUCUCUCACGGUCUCUACCUCAGAUGAGAGGGUGGCCACAGUGCGCCGAACCCCCCAGUCCACGUUUGUGGUUGCUCAAAGUGAAAGCGAAGGUCGGGGGAGGCAAGUUAGGGUGGAGCUGAGAAUCUGUGAGGAGUGUCAGAAGUCUAAGAGGAAGAGUAAGCUGGCGGUUGGUGCCGGGCUUCUGAAGACCAGUUUCCAGAGCGACAGAGCUUUUGCAGGGGAAGGAGGCUCUCAAAAGCAGAAAAAUGUGGAUGGCAGUACACCAACAGUGCUCAACGGUGACAUCAAAACAACAGUGGUGUCCCAAAAUGCUGCCAAGGAUAAGAGACUGCUCAGAGGUACAGCUUUGGACCGGCUGUCCAGUGGGACAGAAACUACAACUUCAUCAACCUUCUCGACCAAUUACGUUCAGCCCCAUGAAAUUUGGGUUGGUACCAGUAAGGCUACCAGAGGAACUUCCUUUGGUGACAUGAGCAGGGUCACCCCAACAACUAUGAACAAACUAGGCUUAAAUACGCAGUGGGAGACUGCCAAACCAAUAGUGAAUGUAUUUGAUCAAGGGAAGAAAAAUAACUACGGAAACAUGUUUGACAACGCCAAUUCCCCUUCUAACAAUGACAACGCCAAUGCAGAAGUACCUAAGAAGGAGCCACCCAAAUCAAAACCCCCAAAACUGAUUGAAGGAGAUCUCAUUAGAACAUUCAAAGCCAUGUCAGACAUGGAGAUUGGGAUGUAUGCCUUGGUGGGGGUGUCCUGCGUAGCCAUCUUGGCUUUUCUGCUGAAUUGUGCUUCAUAUAAUCUUUGUUUUCGCACUAGUAAGACUCCCAUACAGACCACUCCGACUCCCAGCACAGACCCAAAAGAACACAAGCACGACUGGGUUUGGUUGGGCGGUGGCAGUCAGAGGAGCAGAAGUCCAGCACAAGACGUACCCGCCCAAACGUCCACGCUAAAGCGCGAGCCUCCUUGUCCUUUGGAGUCGCGCCAUUCCAUCGAUUCCAUGGGCCAUUGCAGCAUAGAGAACACCCUGCCCACUGUGAGUGCCCCAGCGGUCCCGGAGAGGACUGCGACACUGGGUCGCAGCCGGACUAGCUCCCAGCAACACCAGUAUCAAGGGAAGCCAGUCAACCCCAUGGGAAUCCGUUCUGCCACCUUGCUUGCGAGGCCCCACCGCAGUGAACCUCUACAUUCCCCCACCAGCAAGAGAAACCAGGUCCAGUUCACCACCUUCACCACCCUGGACAUCAAGCACCUGAAUGCGCUGAAGAAGAAUGGCGUGGACUUAAACUGGGCCAACCAACAAGCGCAGCAGCAACCAGCCGCCGCCGAGCCCAAGACGCCUUUACCCGACAUGCCGUGGCCUGUAGUGAAACCACUAGGAGAGCCCCAGUGAGUCACUGCGGUGUCAGUUUGUGUCUAUAUGUAAUUAGGACAGAAAGAAUUUUCACGACUGUGGACAUUCUGCUGCUGAAUGUUUUAAGGAAAAUAAGCAAUUUUGAUACGUUAGAACAAUUUAUAUAUCUAACAAGAUGUGCUAUCAGUACCAAUUUCUAAAGUUUUAAUUUAAAAACGCAAUUUAUAAACAUCUAUCUUAAGUCCUUUGCUACAUUAUACAUUUAAGGGAAAAAAAGUGUAAUAUUGUUCUACUUUUGUAUUUUUCCUGUAGGACCUACUUAACACUGCUAGUUAUUAUUAUUUUGGUAAUUUCUUUGCAUUUUUGUCAGACCUUUUAUGUGUAGGACUUAUCUAGCAAAUACCUGAGGACUCUUUACAGUUUGUCAGACAAUUUUUACUUUUUAACAAGCCUUCUUGAGAAGUCCAUAUUCACUGUCAUCACCAUACAACUCAUCCAAUCCAUGGUAUGUAAAAAAGCUUUUGUGCAGAAGUUGAGAUGAAUGUUUCAUUUGAGGUUCCUGGAUUUUUCCCUUUCAGGAACAAUAUGUAUGAUAUCAAAAAAGUGUACAUUGACACAGUGCAAUACAUGUUCAUCUGCAAAAUAUGAGACUCUAUGAUACAUUUUCUAUGCAAUACUUUGUCAUGUCUAAAACAAAUGUUAUGUCUAUGUCCUAUUUGUGUCUACCAAUAAAGAUAAAUAUAUAUGCAUUUGACAACACUUUUGGUUUAAUUCUGAUUUAUUUAUUUAUUUUUUAUUAAAUAAAACAGAUUCCCAGUAGUGAACUUGGAUUACAGACUAAAGCUCCAUUUGGAAUCAGCGGGAUUAAAUAAUGUUUAAUCACUGCCGACUGUAGUUUAUAUCAUAUCAUUCAGAAAAAUCUCAGAAUUUGUUGUGUCUGCCAACACUAAUUUAUUAAUUUUUUUAUACUUCCAAAUCUAUCUUCUUCUGGUCAUCCCGGACCAGGUCGCGGGGGCAGCAGUCUAAGCAAAGAUGUCCAGACUUCCCUCUCCCUGGCCACUUCCUCCAGCUCCCCUGGGGGGACCCCGAGGCGCUCCCAUGCCAGCCAACAGACAUAGUCUCUCCAGAACCCCGGGACCUCCGCGUUGUGGG
Messenger RNA from Oryzias melastigma (Indian medaka), 3459 nucleotides. RefSeq names its product transmembrane protein 132C. The annotation marks the transcript as partial. The transcript has 6 exons. NCBI's taxonomy places the organism in Eukaryota, Metazoa, Chordata, Actinopteri, Beloniformes, Adrianichthyidae. The record is from RefSeq and is a predicted model, not a curated record.